AUGAAGGCUGUGAGGGGCCUCAGGAAUGUCUUCGAAUACACCACUCGGCUCGGCUUGCAGAGCCUGGAGACAUUUCAGUUCAUGCGGGACUAUGAUCGCACACAGGUGAUCUACCCUGCAAGGCAUCUGCCGAGGAGCUCUACUGUGCCGGUCAGGGGGCCCGAUGCUGGCGGAACUGAGAGCUUCUUCGCAAUCAGCGGGCGUCAGGGUGAUCGUCUCCUGCUUCGCCUGGAGGUAUCGGACGCUCAUGUGACGGUGAGUGCAAGCCAGUCGUCCGGCACACGCACGUGGCACAGUCAAGAGGGGCGGAUGCGAAAGCGCUUUUUCGUGGCAGGUUCUUCGUGGGAUCGUUGCAUCGCCAUGGACCAGGAUGCAGAUCAUCCAGAUCCAAAUCGAGCCAUCUUUCCAGAAGCGCCCAGAUCUACGAGCGGUGGCUCCAUGGUCAUGGGUCCGGAAUCUGGCAAAUCAGACAAGAAGUUUCUCAUCACUGGCUAUCCAGGCACCACCUUCGAGAUAUGCCUAGACCUCCAAAGUGAGAACAGGUGGAAGACCGUGACGUGGAGAAAGCUUGCCGAGACUUUCCUGCACAUGCAGGUCUCCGAUCCAGGUCUGUAUGAAGAAGGAUUUGUCAGUGGCAGUAAUGGUGCAAGACCGGAAUGGAGGUUUGGAAGGAUGUGGAAAGCUCUGGAAGAGGUGCGAAUUUUUCCGUUUGAAAAGCAACAGGAAGGGUUGCCGGAAGCCACGUGA
Symbiodinium sp. CCMP2456 is the source of this 747-nucleotide messenger RNA. The record is from the annotation of a GenBank genome assembly. NCBI's taxonomy places the organism in Eukaryota, Dinophyceae, Suessiales, Symbiodiniaceae.